Molecule: messenger RNA, 1137 nt
Organism: Penicillium waksmanii
Lineage: Eukaryota; Fungi; Ascomycota; Eurotiomycetes; Eurotiales; Aspergillaceae
Product: glycoside hydrolase family 28 protein
Exons: 3
Coding region: 1-1137 (378 amino acids)
Biological process (GO): pectin catabolic process
Cellular component (GO): extracellular region
Molecular function (GO): polygalacturonase activity
Source: RefSeq, a predicted model, not a curated record
AUGGUCCCCAGCCUCAAGCUCUGUCUCGUCGCCCUCCUCGGCGCAGCCUCUGUCCAGGCUGCCCCAGCAUCUGACAUCGUGCCUACUGCCGCCUCCGCGCUGGAACGCCGGGCGUCCAGCUGUACCUUCACUGGCUCCAAGGGCGCCGCCUCCGCUAUCAAGGCCAAGAAGUCCUGCUCGACCAUCACUCUGAACAAUGUCGCCGUGCCCGCCGGAACAACCCUCGAUCUCACUGGGCUGAACAAGGGAACAAAGGUCAUCUUCGAAGGCGAAACCACCUUCGGAUACAAGGAAUGGUCCGGACCCCUCGUCUCCGUCUCCGGAACCGACAUCACCGUCUCAGGCGCCUCUGGCGCCGUCCUGAACGGCGACGGUGCCCGCUGGUGGGACGGUAAAGGCACGAACGGUGGCAAGACGAAGCCCAAGUUCUUCUACGCGCACAAGAUGAUCAAUUCCAACAUCCAGAAUCUGAAGGUCAAGAACUCGCCUGUCCAGGUUUUCAGCAUCAACGGUGCUAGCGAGCUCACCCUGAACAAAAUCACCAUCGACAAUGCCGAUGGUGAUAGCAAGGGUGGCCACAACACUGAUGCUUUUGAUGUUGGUUCGAGCACUGGUGUCUAUAUUACCAACCCUACUGUUCACAAUCAGGAUGAUUGCUUGGCUGUUAACUCCGGCAAGAACAUUCAUUUCACUGGUGCUACUUGCACUGGCGGACACGGUAUCUCUAUCGGCUCCGUCGGCGGACGUUCAGACAACACCGUCGACACCGUCAACAUCGAGAACUGCAGCAUCAGCAACUCGCAGAAUGGCGUCCGCGUCAAGACCGUCUACGGCGAGACCGGCACCGUCAAGGGCGUCACCUACAAGGACAUCACUCUAUCCGGCAUCACCAAGUACGGCGUCGUCAUUGAGCAGGAUUACAAGAAUGGCAGCCCGACUGGCACCCCCACCAAUGGUGUCCCCAUCACCGGCCUCACUCUGAACAACGUCAAGGGUACCGUUUCUAGCAGCGCGACCAAUGUGUAUGUUCUGUGUGCUUCUGGCGCUUGCUCUGGCUGGAACUGGAGCGGUGUUAGUGUCAAGGGCGGAAAGACCAGCAGCAAGUGCAAGAAUGUGCCUAGCAGUGCUAGCUGCUAA